AAUGUUUAUUUCUGUCAACUGAUAGGCCACUGGAUUCUACACUAUAAAGUCAUCUUUUUUUUCUUAUAUCGCAUUGAUUUCGAAUGAUUUUGUGUAUUUAGGUUACGAAAAGAAAAAAAGAAUCACGUAAAUCGUUGCUUGUGUGUUUCCCUAAUGUAUCCGUUUAUUUGAUAUAUUCGUCAUUGAACUGCUGCAGAAUUCGUCAAAAAUGUUCCGUUUCCAAGGUUCGCUGUUAUUUAAACUACGCUUGGCGUACACAAUGCUCUGGGGCCUUGCUCUAUUGAUUCCCUGGCUUUUAUGGAGGCUUUGGCCAUAUUGGUAUUUAAGACCAUUUCUUCACCGUGAGGAUGCAAGCUCAUCAUUCUUUAACCAUAUAAGAAUGACGUACCAUAGAUCGGUUUUAACUUGCCUACUCCGAGGGAACAACGCGAGGCUAUUACCAUGAAACUGUGUUAGUUUAACUUCCGCGUCCAACUCUGAGCGACCGCGUAAAAUACUCUUACGGCAACGCGUCACAGAAGAAGAAAGAAUCUGUACAGUACGGAAUUUGUGUGCAGUUUAUAAAUCUGUUAACGUCCAGGCUUCCUAAACUGAGAGAAGGGCGAAAAAUGCAAAAGCCGAAAAGUCACCUUUAGCCCACUGAAGACGUAAGUGAGAAAGAGACACGGAAUUUUUUGAAACACGAUUUGAAUCAUCCGAUCAUCCGAAAUCAAACGAGAAAGGAAACAAUGUCUCCUGACAGAAAAGAACCGUUAGCAAUGCUAGGUGCAAGCAUACGUGUGGAGGAUGCGUGGCUACAGAGCUAAGUGUGCACCUUGUCCUUAAAAUCUAAAAUCAAAAGGACAGAGUUGGCUUAACAAAAAUGUACUAAUUUCCACUUCAGGUACUGUAUCCCGCUUAUAUGCAUUAUAGGAUUAGAAGAAUAUAGAGAUUAUACGUUUUGAUGCCGCUUCUAUCCGGGAAACAUAUUUAAUGAUUAUGCAACUAAUACUGGCAACAUCGAAUAAUUCUGCCUUAAGUGUGACAAGAUCCCGGAAUUGUCGAUUUUUAUUACUCAUUAGUAAUAGAGCUAUCAUUUAUAUUUGCAGUCUAUAUAAAUGCGGUAUUUCCAGUGUAAAAUGAUAUGCUGUCUUCGAUGAGCCGGUAAAAAAAAUGUUUAAAAGUAACUACCUGACCUGUCUAGCUGGAUGGUCUUGAAUCACAUGUCUCGUAUAUUGUGGGUCGCGUCGAAUCGAUGUUGAUAUCAUUUGAAGGCUAAUCUAGCGGCAGGCAAUGUGCUUAAAUUUUCGAAACGCCUCUAUUUAUGAGAGAGCAUUUUGAAAACGAGUGGAGAUUCUGCCAAAAUUCUUAACGUUUUAUUGCGUUAAAAGCACAAAUGCAGCUUAGUUUCAAAAUAAACGCUGUUGUCUAUAAUCAAGAUGCAUUAUUAGAAGAAAUGGCCCUAUAAAGGUACUAUCGCUAGAAUUACUGAUAUAUUUCUCCAUCAAUUAUUUCAGUUGACACAAGAAAUGAUUUCAAAGUUGACCGAAAAUAACUCGAUGAUAUCACCAAAGAACUAAACAUAUACCGUCAAACCAUUUAACGAAACCGGGCUACAAAGAAGCUGGAUGCCUCGGUGCCGCAAUAAAUGAUGAAAAAUAAUUUACUCGACCGUAUAUCCAUCUACGAAACUCUACCAAAAAGCGAUGAAAAAAAUGUAAUCUGUCUGUGGCAAAACCCAGAUCGACGUCAAAGAAUAUGGUAUGUUUUUGGACGUACUGGAGCAGAAUCGUGCAGAAACGUCGAAUAGCUACCACCUGGAAAAACGAUUGAUUCGGACCUAGACUGUGUCGACAACUGACGAGAUUACGCCAAGGCGUUGGAAAAUCGGCGAAAGCUAGUGAAGAGAGAAAACGUUAUUGUUUUCCUUGGCAAUGUCAGAUUAUAUACACCGUUUGCUACUUCGUAAAAAUUGAAAGGACUGAGAUUGUAAAUUUUACUGCAUCCGCCGUAUGGCCAGAAUCCUAAAUGUUUUGGCCUGUGGAAAUUUUCCUUAGUAGCAUUAAUUUAGUUUCACUGGAGGAAUGUAAAGAUCACUUGUCACAAUUUGUAACCCAGAGAUCAGAGUUCUAUAGUAAUGGGAUUUUGGUGCUACCAGUAAAAUAGCAGAAGAUCAUUGAUGAAAAUGGUACAUAUUUAGAAUCACAAUAUUACUUGAAAACUUAGAAAAUACUUGCUUCUAUUUUGGCUCAAAAGCGGUCAAUACUUUUGUCGACAACCCAAUAGUAUAUACUAUUAUAUACGUAUGUGUUUAGAAGAAAAAAUGGAGAUACAGUUUGAAUGAUCACACGUUGAGUUUUCAUUUACAUUUCCUUAAUAUUUAAGCAUCAAAAUAAUCUAGAUAAAAUGUAACACUUCUCUUCCUACCGCAGGUGUUUAAAGUUGAUGGCGCUUUGGUCAAUACACCGUUGAUAACGGGGGACCAUUGAUUGAAAAACGUUUACAAAUAUUUAAUUUGAAGCCAAUUCUUGCUCAAUCGCAGCUUUUAAAUCUUCCAGUGUUGUGGCUUUUCUGGUGCAGACUUUACCUUUGAGGUACACUCAUAAGAAAGUACCCGGUGGCGUCAAGUCUGAAAACAAACAACGCAUUCUAUAAACGCUCUUGGUCCGAUCGGAAGAUUAUCAUCAAACUGUGCUCUUACAUCACGAUGAUAGUAUCUGCACUUCAUAUUAUUGCCGUAUGUUAUUACCGCUGGGGCUACAAUAUUAACAGUUGCAGUUCACGUAUCUAAUCAGCUGGGGUUUGACGUUGAGAGCACUUACGGGGUCGCUUCAUGCCUGGGCAAGUUCUUCAUUAUGCCGAGCCUAAGAAUCUUGCACGGUUACGACGUAGUUGGUGUCGAAAACAUUCCACUGGAUCGUGGCGCUUUAAUAGUUCCGUAUCAUGCGCUUCUGCCUGUCGACCUAUACGCCUUUAUAGGCUGGUUUUUUCUUCGAACCAAUAAAAUGAUCAGUGGGUCAAUCGACCGCCUCUUUUGGGAGGUACCUUUACUAAGAACGCUCUUUAAGUUAAGUGGCUGUACAUCGGGUGGACGGGAUGAACUCGUGGCAGAAUUGCGGAACGGAUCCUUAAAAUUCAUUCUUCCAGGUGGUGCCUACGAAGCUAUGUUCAGUGAAAAUUAUAGCCUUGAAUGGCGAAAUCGCACAGGAUUUGCUCGCGUGGCCAAAGAAGCUAAUGCGCCGAUAAUACCUAUGUUCACCAUAAACACGCGUCAACUAUACACGAUGUACUUUUUCGGUUUUCGUGAGAAACUACGCCAAUGGUAUCUGGAAAAACGAAUUCCUAUCCUGAUUCCUUCUGGAGGAUGGCCUGUUAAACUGAGAACGUACCUAGGCAAACCCCUCACUUGUGGGACGGACGAAUCCGCAGAAGAGUUUGCCAGGAGAGUACAGGCUGCGGUGGAGGAAUUGCGAGACAAGUAUCAGCGAAGACCAAAUUCAAUUAUUAAGGCUAUUGCAGAUAGGUUUACCCUUUCUCCCCCCAAUUGAGAUGUUUCUGGAAGUAAUCAUUUUAACGAAUACCUGAGGAACCUAUAGACUGCUCUACUGUGCACGUUGAGUUCGAAUUGGUUUUCUGCGGUUUUUUGAGCAACUGAUAUGUCUGCGACAUGUAUUUAGCCCACAGUAAUGCCAAAUGAAGGUUAGAUAAUUCUCAAUUCAAAAUAGUUUGUUAUACGUUUGACCGAUGACUGAGGUUUGGUUCUGUUAAUUACGCUGUUUUUUUAAGCCAUCAUCAGUGCUUUCUCUCAGAAUAAACUUAGUCCGCUUCAUCCAACGGUGACGUGACGAACAAAUGUUA
This is a messenger RNA of Varroa destructor (honeybee mite), 3837 nucleotides long. Its product is annotated as DGAT1/2-independent enzyme synthesizing storage lipids-like. Gene Ontology annotation, molecular function: acyltransferase activity. Gene Ontology annotation, cellular component: membrane. Lineage: Eukaryota; Metazoa; Arthropoda; Arachnida; Mesostigmata; Varroidae. The record is from RefSeq and is a predicted model, not a curated record.